CGUCCCGGAGCGCGCGAGCCCAGUGCUCAUUGGCUGCUGCGCCCGUUCCUCCUCGGCGCCCCGGCGCGCUGAUAGGCGCGGCGUCCCGUCAGUCCGGCGCCUCGCCGUUGCCGCGGUGAGGGCGAGGGCUGCGGGCGGGCGCCCGAUGGCGGGCGUGGAGCUGUUCUCGCACCCCACGUUCUACACUCGCUACCGGGCCGGGCUCUGCUCCGCCGCUGCGCUAGCGCUGCUGCUCAUCGCCGUGUUCACCUACGUGCCGCCGCUGCUAGUGGCCUACCGCAGCCACGGUUUCUGGCUGAAGCAGGGCGCGUACCGUGAGCAGCCCACUGUGCGGUUCCGGUACGAGGUGCUUUUCGUGGCCACCACUGGGCCCGGCCCGGGCAGCUUCUUGGCGUGGAGCACGUUCCCAGCGUUCAACCGGCUCCAGGAGGACAGAUUGCGAGUCCCGUUGCUGUCGACUAGGGAGGAAGACAAAAAUCAAGAUGGCAAAAUGGAUCAGUUGCAUUUUAAACUGGAGCUUCCGCUACAAUCUACCGAGCAUGUAGUUGGUGUUCAGCUGAUUCUAAUCUUUUCCUACCAACUUUAUAGAAUGUCAACACUUGUGAUGCAGAGCAUGGCUUUCCUUCAGUUUUUUUCUCCUGUACCAGGAUCUCAGCUCUAUAUGAAUGGAGACCUGAAACUGAACCAGAGGCAAUUGCUUAACCACUGUGGACUGGAUACCAGAUACAAUGUGUCUGUGGUCAAUGGCACAAGUCCUUUUGCAGCUGACUAUGAUCUAACAAACAUCAUUGCAGCAUAUCGAGAUAGAAAUGUGACGACAGUUUUUUCAGACCCCAACCCUGUUUGGAUGACUGGAAGAGCAGCAGAUACACCAUUCAUCAUUAAUGCUACUAUUCAUUACCCAGAGGAAGUUAUCCUAUAUCAGCCAGGAUUUUGGGAAAUCAUUAAAUUUGCCUGGAUCCAAUAUGUCAGCAUUCUCCUUAUCUUUCUCUGGGUCUUCGGUAGGAUUAAAAUGUUUGUGUUCCAGAAUCAGGUGUUCACUACAACUCCAAUAUCAUCAGUUCUGCCGUUGUCUCCAGUGUUGUCCUGCAAACAGCAUCAGUCCUGAGGAGAUGCCUGAGAAAACUUUAAAGAAACCCAGUUCAAAAAUUAGUACCUGAUUUUAUUAUCUGUACACACUUUCUACUUUGAAAGAUAGAACUUGGUACGUAUGUUCUGAGUACGUUCUCUUCUUGCUCUAUGUUGCUAUGACAUUAUGUAAUUUUUCCUUUUUAAAAUAUGUUCAUUCAUGCA
Messenger RNA from Anas platyrhynchos (mallard), 1293 nucleotides. The record is from RefSeq and is a predicted model, not a curated record. Lineage: Eukaryota; Metazoa; Chordata; Aves; Anseriformes; Anatidae.